AAGGUGAAGGAAAUUUACUACGUUUAAUAUAUUUCGUGGGAGAUUAGUAAAGUCUUCAGACAUCAAGAACUGGUUUUAUUUGAGAGUCGUUCUCCAUAAGAGAUGCAAUGAACUCUGCUUCUCUUCUUCUCAUCUUUUGCUUUUCUUUAAUAUCAGCACAAAACUGGACAAAUUAUUUAAAAUUAGAUCCUAAUUACGAAGUUCGAUGGUCAAUACAAGGCGAAUGGAUCACAUUUCAAGUUGAAGUAGCCACAAGAGGAUGGGUGGGAUUCGGAAUUUCUCCUAACGGAGGAAUGACAGGUAGCGAUAUAGUAAUAGGAUGGGUGAAGAAUGGAAGAGCACAGUUUCAUGAUAGAUUUGCAGAUGGAAAAUUUCAGCCCGCAAUAGACGAAAGUCAAGAUUGGAAGUUACUUUGGUGCUGCGAAAAUGAUACUCACACUUCUAUUCGCUUUACAAGAUUGAUGAACACCGGAGACUAUGAGGAUUUAUGCAUUAAUCCUGAAGAAACAGUAAGAAUGAUUUACGCUUAUCAUAGUGACGAUCCAAAUUCACCUUCUACAAUAUUGUAUCAUGGAACAAAGCGAAGAGGAUCAAGAAGUAUUUUACUUAGAAACAAUGAAGAAUUAUUUAAACAUUAUGCAAACACAGAAGAUAUUCAUUAUUGGGACGUUAGAAGUGCUAACGUUUUAUUGCCAGAAGAUAAAGAUACUCAAUACUUUUGUACUCUAAUAAAAAGGCCAUAUUUAAGCCACAAGCAUCAUGGAAUAGAGAUUGCUCCGAUAAUUCAACCGGGAAAUGAGCGAUUCGUGCAUCACAUGGUUUUGUACGAAUGCUACGUAACUGAGGAUAAAAUAGCACCAUUUCUGAAAAAACAAUAUCAUGAAUGUUUCGAUAAAAAUAAUUUCCCGAUCUUCACGUUUUGCUUAACUCCUACUGUUGGAUGGGCUGUUGGAGGAGGGCAUUCAUACUUACCAAACAACGUCGGCUUUCCGAUUGGAUUACCAAAUUUAGUUUGGUAUCUUUUAGAAGUUCAUUACGAUAAUCCCGGAUUAGAAAAAGGAGUGGUGGAUAGUUCCGGAUUAAGAAUCACAUAUACAUCUAUGCUUAGAGAACAUGACAGUGGAACAUUGUCUAUAGGUUCUUUAUGGUACCCUUGUAUGUUUGUACCACCGAAGCAAGAAGAAUUUACAAUAUCAGGUCACGCACAUCCAUCUUGUCUUAGACAGAGAUUUCCUCCUGAGGGAAUUAAAGUAUAUACUACUUUACUCCAUUCACAUAUUAUAGGUAAAAGAAUAACAGUAAGACAUUUUCGAGGAAACAGAGAACUAGAACCUUUAAGUAGAGACAGAAACUAUGAUUUUAAUUAUCAAGAAUACCGCACGCUUCCGAGAGAACGAACUGUUUUACCUACGGAUCAUCUGAUUGUCGAAUGUGUUUAUGAUUCUUCAGAGAGAAGCACUCCAACUUACGGUGGAAUUUCAACGAAAGAAGAGAUGUGUGUAGCAUUCUUGGGAUAUUAUCCAAGAUUAAAUAUGUCAGGAGCACUUAGUUGUCCUUCUCCUAGCAACGUCCUAAAAGCAAUGGGAAUUAACGAAAUGUCAUCUGAUGAAAGAUUUGUCGUUUCUCCAUUAACUAGCAAAAACGAGAGUUAUUUCAGUUUUCUCGAUUCGUAUCCAUGGAAUAAGAGCUCAGUAAAGGCCGUGCAAAGAGCCAUGAAAUUCAGUCCACAUAUAAAUUUUUGUUUCGAUAGAGGAGGAAAAGGGAUAAUUAAUCCUAUAUUAUCAAGAUAUCCAAGAGUAAAGCACUUUUACGCAGACAAAAAUACUUGUACGGUAAGACCUCCGCAAAGGAAACCAGUUGUAGAACCAGCAAGACCAACUAUGCCUUCACAUACUAAAAGGCCAGAAAUUCGUUAUCCUCCAAAUACUAGAGUUACAACAAGGAAGCCUGACAGCUCUGCUGAGAUACCUUCAGAGGAAGUACCGUAUGUACUUCCUUAUCCUUUAAUCGAACAAAUAGUUAUAGAAUCUGGUUAA
Molecule: messenger RNA, 2036 nt
Organism: Centruroides sculpturatus (bark scorpion)
Lineage: Eukaryota; Metazoa; Arthropoda; Arachnida; Scorpiones; Buthidae
Product: DBH-like monooxygenase protein 1 homolog
Exons: 14
Coding region: 108-2036 (642 amino acids)
Biological process (GO): dopamine catabolic process; norepinephrine biosynthetic process; octopamine biosynthetic process
Cellular component (GO): secretory granule membrane
Molecular function (GO): dopamine beta-monooxygenase activity; copper ion binding
Source: RefSeq, a predicted model, not a curated record